CUGGGCGGUGACACCAAAAGCUCCCGCUUGCUGCUUGGCGGCGUCGUCCGGCCCAGAGCGUGGAGGGCGGCGGGGCAGGUGGGGCGCCUCCCGAAGGGCGGAGCAGGGAGCUGGGGCUGCAGGCGCUGACGCCGCGCUCCCCGCGCCCGCCAGGCAACCGCGCCGCGCGGCUGGCGGAGCUGGUGGCGGGCGCGGCGGGACCACCCUUGUGAUGCUGCCGCUUCUGCAGGAAGCACCCGAGCCCGCUGCCCAGAGAGGUCGGCUGAACAAAGCUGAGGCUCAAUUGUGCUUCCUGCUUGUCAGCCUCUUGCUUCCCAAACGCGUGCCAUUUCCACUUGAUGUCAUCACGCAGAAGGGGGUGAAAGGGACUUGGUGACACAUUCAGACUGUGCGUGAGGAAUGUUCCAUAGGGGACCCUGCCUGGAACAUUGGGCAUCUGGUUGGAAGACCCUCUGCUCAUCUGAACUGGCUGUUAACGCAUCAGCCCCAGGACAUGCUGGGGACUGGCCUGCCUGCCCCUUGUUGGCUCCUUGACGAUGCCUGCAUUCUCUUCCUCUGUCCCUCUGUUUGAAUCCUGAUUCUUCCUUUAAUACCCUACUUAAAUCCCAUCUCUGAAUUAUGGAUGAUUGCAGCUGAAAAUGACUUUUGCUGCCUCCCACACCUCGCAGAUCUUACUGUAGACCCUGGGGAUGGCCAACUGCUGAGCCGUGAUAGAUGUGGGUUCCCUGAGGGCUGUGCCUGCCUUACGCGACUUUGCAUCCCAGGUGUCAGGAGCUUACAACGUCCUGAGGAGACUGUUCCCGUUUUAUAGUCAGAACACCUGAGACGAGAUGAGGUGAAUUGAUAGUCCAUGAUCUCUGCAGUUCAGAGAAAUGAAUACACCUGAGUGUGCUAGACGCCUGUGAGCUCUCCGAUCACCUCCCGGCUUUGGAAAGACUCAAAGAAGGAAGGUGCCGGAGUAGUGGACUCUAAGAACCAGCUUCUUUCCCUGAGCCUUUACGUCCCUGCUCCCAGACCGCGAUGGAGACGCUCUCCCAAGAUUCUUUGAUGGAAUGUCAGAUCUGUUUCAAUUAUUACAGCCCCCGGCGAAGGCCCAAGUUGCUGGAUUGCAAACACACCUGCUGCUCGGUGUGCCUUCAGCAGAUGAGGACGAGCCAGAAGGACGUGAGGUGCCCUUGGUGCCGGGGCAUCACCAAGCUGCCCCCAGGCUUCUCCGUGUCACAGCUCCCCGACGACCCCGAGGUCCUCGCUGUCAUUGCCAUCCCGCACGCCUCUGAGCACACCCCCGUCUUCAUCAAACUUCCCAGCAAUGGGUGCUACAUGCUGCCCCUGCCCAUCUCCAAGGAGCGAGCACUGCUGCCAGGAGACAUGGGCUGCCGCCUGCUGCCCGGGAGCCAGCAGAAGCCUGUCACCGUGGUGACCAUCCCCGCCGAGCAGCAACCCUUGCAGGGCGGGGCUCCCCAGGAGGCGGUGGAGGAGGAGCCAGACAGGCGGGGCGUGGUGAAAAGCUCCACCUGGUCGGGCGUGUGCACUGUGAUCCUGGUGGCCUGUGUCCUGGUCUUCCUUCUGGGCAUCGUGCUCCACAACAUGUCUUGCAUUUCGAAGCGCUUCACUGUGAUAUCCUGUGGCUGAAGAGGGCGGCGGGGAAGGCUCUUGUGGGUGCCACGUAGGGGCCGAGCAAGUGUUGGUGAUGGGAUGGAGGUGAGAAGAGGGGGGCGACGCUGAUGCUGAUCGUUUGGUGCUGAGCGCUGGCCUCUGGGCUGCCCCUUGAUGGACCCAAGACAAACAUGAAGGGCGGAAUGGGAGGUCUCAACAAGGUACCAGGCGGAUCGCUCUGAGUACUGAUGGCAGCAGCUUCGAAGACGAUUGCAUGCAUCCUCAUAGUUGUUUAUUCAAUGGACUGUAAUUUAUGAUUUUUCAGAAUCAUGUUAGGAGAUAGACAUUAAAGUACUUAGACGUUAAACUGUGCAAGUGCAUACAAUGUGAUCUUCUCUAAAUGUGGUAGAUUAAAACAAAGAUGCUAUGUAUACAAGUAGAAUUAAACCUGAGAAAUCCAUGUAAAAAUUCAGCGAUGACAUGCAGUGCUGGUUUCUUUCCUUUUUUAAAAAUGAAACCCGUCUUCAUUUAGUUGCUAAGGCUUUUUACACUUUUGGGAUGGCACCCAAAUUAAAGUAAGUUAAGCAGACAGUCAUUUUUGAAGAAAACAUUUGAAUGUUUCCAAUGUGUUGUGUUUUUGUCAUGUACCUUCAUUUUUCUUCCCUUGUAAUUAGAGCUCGAUAUGUGUUUAUUAAAUGAAAGCCCAACAGGGGGGCAAUGAACAGAGUGACAAUGAGAAGCGCCUAAUCCCACAGGAAAACUAUAUGCCAAUUUUCAAGCCAUCUCAAAAUAAGAAUUUUAAAUGUAAAUAUUGUGUAUUUGUGUGUGUGCGGGCGCGCACAUGUGUGCGUGUGUAAUUUGAUUUACCUCAGGUUUUGAAUUUUUUAGAAGAAUCCUGGGGGUAAGACUUUGAGGACAUGAAUGAGUCCAGGGUCUGAAAUGGUGGUGACCUCCUGGGCAUCAGGACCCACCCACUAGGAUGUCACAUAUUCAUCACUUCCAAUACUUGCUCUUUUACUGUGUAUUCAAGUCCUGUAUUCUGUGAGGCACAAACGGAGAAUAACAGAAGAUUCUGUCUUUUCUCCCGAUUUUGGGGUAUUGUCAUCACCAUGAGUAUUUUUCACUGAUGACAAACCCGGGCUGGCAUUUUAAUAGACGGUCUAUGAUUAUUUUUUGAAACAUAUUGUUCCAUGAGAGUUAAAUCAUUCAUAAAUCCAGUUUCCUCUCGUUGUAUAAGUAAGAAUAUUUCUUGUAUUUUGAAACAUGCUUUUAUUGAGGAAAGUGGCAAGGUAAACCAUUGGCUCACAUUCCCAGUUUCAGUGGACCAGUCCCUCCUAAAUUAUCAAAUAUUCUUAAAUGCACAAUUGUAGAUAUGCAUGAAGAAAGAUCUGCUAGUAUUCAAUGAUAAAUUCCUAUGCCUGGAUGUGUGUGCAUUCAGAAAUAGCUGCGAGCUUUACAGUUAUUUUCUAAUUUAUGUCACGAAACAAGUGGUAUGUGACAAGGACUCCACUCAUAAAUAUAUCUAUUUAUGUUCCAUUGAAUCCACGAAAAUAGGGGAGAGAAAGGUAGGCAGUGACUGGUUGCAAAAAGCAAGGCUCGAAAUAACCCUGUAAGAUGGAGAUAAUUUAAUUUACUUAUAUGCUAACUAUUACCUUCAAGCACACAAAAUAUGCACAUUAAAGUGAUGGAAAUUAUAUGAGAUAAAAUGACAAUAUAAUGACUAGAAUCCAAAGCUAACACUGUUCAUUGGUGUGAGGAUUCAAUAUAAAAAUGUUAAUUUGGGUUUUUAAAUUUUUUCGUAAGACCUUUAGGAAAUGUAUUUGAAAGCUCAAACUAGAAAUUAGGUUAAAAUGCCAUUUUAUUGUGUAAGCUAUUGGGCAUUAUACAACAAAUCUAGGAUUUAUUUGGUAUUAAUAAUUUAGGUAUCAUAUUAGCUGAAUUUUAUCCUCUGUUACAUAACAUAAUAUACUGUUGGGUUAGUGUCAAUUUCUCAGACUCAACCAGGCUGCCGUAACACAUGUCUGACCUAAUUUCUAUUUCUCUUGGAAGGAAAAAAAAAAAAACUGACAGAAAUAUAGCAUUAAGAAUACAUCUCACGUACAUGCCAUGUUCAAAUUAAUUUUGUAACUGAUACCUAUAUUGUUCAUGAACAGUAUGAAAUGACUGGCCAUGUAGUAUAGUAGGUGAUAGAAUUCUUUGUUAAGUAGGUUAUACACAGACACUAAUGUGUGUGACAGCACAGUGCCCUGUUUUCCUUCGUGCAAAACCAUAGUGUAAAAAUGUCCACGUAACUUGUACUUGAAAACAAUCCCAUGCUGGAGCUGCAAUUAAGCAGUGCAAAAUUAAUCAGCUCUAUGCUAGACUCUUGACUUUACAAUGUAAGGUAACAAUAAUGAAAAUCAGAAUUCUUUGUGUGAGUCUUACUGACAUAAGAAACAUUGUUUAUGUGAAUUCUGCCUGCAGUUCCUUGUGUACCUGUUUGUUAGUGUGCAUUCUGUGUGUGUGUGUGUGUGUGAGAGAGAGAGAGGGGGAGAGAGAGAGAGAGAGAGAGGGUUGGCCAUA
Molecule: messenger RNA, 4158 nt
Organism: Rhinolophus ferrumequinum (greater horseshoe bat)
Lineage: Eukaryota; Metazoa; Chordata; Mammalia; Chiroptera; Rhinolophidae
Gene: RNF152
Product: ring finger protein 152
Exons: 6
Coding region: 1021-1632 (203 amino acids)
Biological process (GO): protein polyubiquitination; negative regulation of TORC1 signaling; apoptotic process
Cellular component (GO): lysosomal membrane; lysosome
Molecular function (GO): ubiquitin protein ligase activity
Source: RefSeq, a predicted model, not a curated record